Molecule: messenger RNA, 1025 nt
Organism: Drosophila erecta
Lineage: Eukaryota; Metazoa; Arthropoda; Insecta; Diptera; Drosophilidae
Product: coiled-coil domain-containing protein 43
Exons: 2
Coding region: 160-849 (229 amino acids)
Source: RefSeq, a predicted model, not a curated record
AGUGCCGCUGCCACAGCUGUUCGCCCGCCAACGCUUGCCAACACUGCGCCACAUGCUCCACAAUUUUCUUGUUGCCUUUUGCGGCUAAUUUCUCACUGCCCGUUUAUUCCGCAAGUAAAAACCCUCCAUUAAUGGUAUUUAACUAAACAGCAAGCAGCCAUGAGCGCCACUGACGAGUUCCAGAGCUGGCUCAACGAGCAGCUGCGCCAACUGAACACCGACGAGAACGUUUUCGGCUCGUACAUCGUUGGCAUUUUGGAGGGCGACGAAACCAGAGAGGAAAAGAUCGAGGCUCUCGAGGGCAUCCUCAGCGAAACAGGUGCGCCGAACAUGGACGAACUGGUGGCCACCAUACUGCAAAAAUGGCUGCAGAGCCAUCCCAGCGCCGAUGAUCCGCCCAAGAAGGGCCUGGACAUUGAUGUGAAUGCCCAGUUGGCCAAGUUGCUGGAGCAACAGAAGCUGCUACCCGCCGUAACCAAGGAACGCGAGUACACCGAGGAGGAGCGUCGCAUCAAGCAGCAGAUCCUAGCUCAAUACUCCCAGGUUACUAUCCAAACCUUGUAUACCAACUAUUACCAACUAAUGAUCGCACUUGCUGUCCCGCAGACCGCCGUCGCAAACCAGGACGACGAGGAUUCCGAGGAGGAGAGCGACGACGACAGCGGGACGCUCACGAAGAACACCAACAAAUCGGAUGUCCAGGCGCUUGCCAAGGAGAAGCGAGAGCAAGCCCGCAUGGACAGUGCGGCCAAGAAGCAGAAGGACAAGGAGGACCGGGAGAAGCAAAAGCAACUGCGCGAGGAAAAGAAGGAGAAACGCAAGACCGUCAAAGGCGAACGGCGUCGAUAACCGUCCCCAAGUGCAUAUUUUUAGACUCUUUCUAUGGAAGCAACAAACGAUCUGUGCAACUUUGUACAAAGUGCAUUUCGCUUAUAUGUUGGCAUAUAUACCGUAAAAUCAUGGAAGCGAACUGAGCUUUGCAGGGAUUUCACGAACUGUUGAAUAUAAAUGUAUUACAAUUGAAA